This is a messenger RNA of Gadus morhua (Atlantic cod), 2243 nucleotides long. RefSeq names its product WASP family member 1 (gene wasf1). Gene Ontology annotation, molecular function: protein kinase A regulatory subunit binding; actin binding; Arp2/3 complex binding. The record is from RefSeq and is a predicted model, not a curated record. Gene Ontology annotation, biological process: positive regulation of Arp2/3 complex-mediated actin nucleation; actin cytoskeleton organization. Gene Ontology annotation, cellular component: cytoskeleton; SCAR complex. Lineage: Eukaryota; Metazoa; Chordata; Actinopteri; Gadiformes; Gadidae.
UGGUGCGUACCAUUAUGUCAGUUCGCAAUAGGUGCAUCUCCACAAGAUCAAACGUGGUUUCACUUACUUUGCAUUAAGAAAAUCUGAAAUUGUAAAUGUGUACUAAAGCAGUGGAUAUGCCUGCCGCAAUGUAUGGGAUCUACUUGAUUGCAGCCGAUUAAUUACCCUUAACACUACAUUCGUUUCUGUGGAUCCCUUUCUGAAGGGAGUGACUUGAUCCAUCUCCACUGCUGCUUUUUACCAGGACUCCUUUUACACAGGGUAUCAGUGGCACUUCUAAUAUGGACCCAGGCUGGAGAUUGCGAUUACUAGAUACGAUUGAACGCUCUUAACUCACUAGGAAUGGGAAGAAAAUAAGACGAACCGAACACACUUAUCAGGUAGAGGCAGCCCAGCAGAGCCAUGCCGUUGGUGAAGCGCAGCAUCGAGCCGCGGCACCUGUGCCACACGGUGCUGCCCAGGAACAUCAAGAACGAGCUGGAGUGUGUCACCAACAUCUCCCUGGCCAACGUCAUCCGCCAGCUGAGCAGCCUCAGUAAGUAUGCGGAGGACCUGUUUGGGGAGCUGUUCAACGAGGCCCACACCUUCUCCUUCCGGGUCAACUCCCUGCAGGAGCGUGUGGACCGCCUCUCCAUCAGCGUCACCCAGCUGGACCCCAAGGAGGAGGAACGGAUGACGGGAAAGAGGGUCUGAAGUUCUACACCAACCCCUCCUACUUCUUCGACCUGUGGCGGGAGAAGAUGCUGCAGGACACGGAGGACAAGAGAAAGGAGAGGAGGAAACAGAAGCAGGAAACACCGUAUCAGGUGUGUCCAGAGGGCUUCUCACGAUCACCCUCCAAAUCGCCUCAUCCCCACUUCUUAAACCCCCCCGAGUUGCAGGACUCCCGCAUGUAUGACCAGGUCUAUAGGUACUUAGACCUUCCAGGGCAGGUCAAAGCCAUCGAACGUGGCCAGGAGUCGGAGAAGGUACCGCGGGCGCCACACGACCGCAAGAAGGAGUGGCAGAAGCUGGCACUGGGGGCGGAGCUUGUCCAGGAGGAGGCCGAGGAGAAGCAACACAGGGAGGCCAACGGCUCCAUGGCAGCCUACCAUGACAACAGGGCCCCGAUGUACAUGGACAACAUGGACGGGCCCUUCUCGCUGGCCGCCCUGCCCUACAGCCAGAUGAACGAGCUGCUGAACCAGACGGGCGACCGCGUGUACUCGCGACCCCACGACCCCCCGCCGCCGCCCCCUGCCAUGCACGCACUGGGCGAGAUCCUGCCGCCGUCCAUGCUCAGCUCCAGUUCAGGUUAUUCCGACAGCAGACCUCAGUCUCCUGCCCGGACGGCGGGCCUCAACUCCCUCACCCCGCCCCCGCCCCCUCCGCUUCCCCCCCCGCCUCCCCCCCUGCCCUCCUCCGGGGCGGGCCCGCGGGGCACCCCUCCCCCGGCCGUCCCCCCGCUGCCCCUCCAGCAGCAGCACCACCACCACCACCACCAUCACCAGCAGCAGCCGCCGGCCAUCCCGCCCGCGCCCGCCCCGCUGCAGAUCUCCGCGGGGGUGCUGCACCCGGCGCCGCCCCCCGUGGCCCCGCCCCUCCACUCCUCCUCCCCGGCCCGCCUCCAGCAGGUCCUGGACAAGGGCCCCCCGCCGCCGCCGGGCUCCUCCACCUUCGGCCAGCCGGACGGCGCCGCCCUGCCGCCGCCGCCGCCCCCGCCCCCGCCCCUGCCCUUCCACGGGGGGAGGGGCUCCCCGUGUCCGCCGGGCCCGCCCCCCAUCCCGGCCUUCCCCUCGGCGGGGGCCAUGGCCUCGCCCCACACCAGCGGCCACGACGGGGGCCACGGCAAGAGGCACCAGCCCACCAACCUGCCGCCCAUCAGCGACGCCCGCAGCGUCCUGCUGGAGGCCAUCCGCAAAGGCAUCCAGCUGCGGAAGGUGGAGGAGCAGCGGGAGCAGGAGGCCAAGCACAAGAGGGUGGGCAACGACGUGGCCACCAUCUUGUCGCGGCGCAUCGCCGUCGAGUACUCGGACUCGGAGGACGAGUCGGAGUUCGACGAGGGGGACUGGAUGGAGUGAGGAGGAGGAGGAGGAGAGGGGGACUGGAUGGAGUGAGGAGGAGGAGGAGGAGGAAGAGGAGGAGGAGGAGAGGCGUCGGAAAGGAGCAGGGAAACAGAGUUGUGCGAUCAGAAACCAAUCCCAGGAAGAGACCUCUGCCUUUCCAUUUACGGAAUUCCUCAUUUUUUUGGUCUUUCCACAUCU